Messenger RNA from Sycon ciliatum, 1822 nucleotides. RefSeq lists its product as uncharacterized. The transcript has 12 exons. NCBI's taxonomy places the organism in Eukaryota, Metazoa, Porifera, Calcarea, Leucosolenida, Sycettidae. The record is from RefSeq and is a predicted model, not a curated record. The coding region runs from base 117 to 1577 and encodes 486 amino acids.
CUUGAUUGGCAUUGAACAUCUCACUGAUCAAAGACCAAAGUUAUUGCUGCUUGCUUCCUUCCAUAGCAAUGGGCUACUAAUUAGUCUUCUUUAUCUAAUAUUACCGUGGGAUAAACAUGUUGAGUCUCUUUGGUCGCCCUUCGCAGCUGCUUCUACGAGCAUGCACAGCCACCAGCGGUGCCCCAUCAUGCCCUGCCCCGCUCACUGCCGCUUGCAUUCCCAGUGCAACCAGCAGUGCUACCGUCAUACAAGUGCGAACGGUUAAACGGCAAAGGACUACUCCCAAAUUGCCGAUCCCCCUUGGCCGGCUGGCUUAUCAAAAGGAACAUUUCAUGACUCCGGAGGACCGGACGCAGCUUGAUGGCGAGCUCAGCGAGGUGUCCGUUUUCGACGGGCAGAAAGGGGUCCUGUACAAGUCGAUUGUUGAUGAGCUCGCAGCGGAGCAUAUUCGAUACAUUCCCCGCAUCGCCCCCAUUGCCGUCUCCUAUCUGUACAGUGUCUGCCAGAAUACUGAUGAACUGGCCGCGGUGAUGAUGUUGCAUAAAAGAUACCGCUCGUCAUCGUCGGACCUCGGCGGUGGUUCUCACUCCAUUAGUCACAAUGCCGUCAUCGCGUGUCUUCGUCUCGGCCAGCUGGACACCGCACUCGAUCUUCUUAUGAACAAGUAUGAAUACUCUGUGUGGCCCCCAGCGGCUACAUACACUCAGCUACUGGACUAUGCUCUGGCCAAGUAUCAGGAAAAUCCAGAUCUACUAACAGAGGUGUACGAGGCUGCGUUCACUGUGAUGCGCGACGGCGUGGACCUAACCCCGACCCUUGCCUCUCUCUGUGUCACCGCGCUCAGCAUUCAUGAUCCGAAUGAUGCCGGCUCUGAGGAUGAGGUAACUGAUCCACCAGUGCCCUACACCCAGGCUAAUGUACCUGGUUGGACUGAAAAAGAGUACAAAGACUCCAGAGACUUGCCGCACUGGGCCAACCAACUAGAGACACGGCAUGAACGCCUGGCGGCAGCCAGACAUCUAGUCAAGCAGCAGCAUGAAGCUGGUCACAGGAUACUGCCCGUUGCCUAUAGCUAUCUAGUGUCUACGCUGGGAAAGCUGGGCCAGCAUGAGAAGCUCUUGGAUGUGUUGACCAUGGCCGUGGAGGAUGGUGCACUGACAUCUCAGCUGGAAGGGCUCAAGGAGCAGCUAACACAAGCUGCCAGUCGGGAAGACAUGGUAGAACUCCUCAAGAAGAUGUCCUCCGGAGACGGGGAGGGAGAAUCCGGUGAGGAGAAAGCAGCAACAGCGACAUCGCCAUUCGACGGGCUCGUCGUUUCGCUACCGACAACACCAUCAAGCCUGGCGCACACGACCGACGGCAUGACUCAAGUUCCGCUUGUUGAUGGUCUAUCAGUUAACAUGACCGGAGAAGGCAUCAGCGGGGAGAAGAAGAUGAAGUCCUACUAUUCCUGGAUACCCGUUACGACGUUCACGCGCUGGAGAAAGAACGUCACCUUCAAAGUCCGGAGCACGUACAAGAUGCCACCGCGCAGAGUGCUGAAUAGCGAGACACAUCGGCUGAACGACGCUUUGUAACUGCACCACGGAUCUCAGAUAGCGCUAGCGCUGCCCUUGUCUUCUCUCUGUCUCUCUCUCAAACUCUCUCUCUCUCUCUCUCACACAAACACACACACACACACACCCUGCUUUUGGACAGAUAGUAGGGUGACUUGAAUGUAUUGUGUACCAGUUAGGCCCAGACAGAUUCUGCCAGCAAUUAUUUCGGCAAAAUAUCGAAGAAUUGAAAAAGCGGAAAUUGCCGGGAAAAUCGGACAACAAUA